ACAUACACACACACACCCCACCCCUCCUUCUGCCUUGCCCAGCUGGAGGAGUGGAGACUCAAACUCUUCCUCCCAUGCUCACUGACACACUGUCUCUCCCACACACACGCACAUUCUCCCUCGCACACUCUUACAGAGAGUCAGAAAGCGCAGGCACAGCCAGCAGGGACGAGAGAGAGCCACAGGAGCUGGAACGAGGAUCAGGAGAGACCCCGAGGCACCAUGACCUCCCUCUGGGGAGACCCUUCAGGCUCUAGCCUCAGUUCCCCAGGUGCUCCCCACCCAUGGCUGGACUACUGAACCUCCUACAGACCCCCCUCAUACCCCUCCUCUAGACCUGGACCAAAGCUGAACCGGAACGAGAAGAAGGCUUGGAAACGUUUAACUGCUAACGGCAAGCCAUCAUGAGGACACCUUGAGAACUUUUUGGGUUGUUUUUGGUUUUUCUUGUUGUCUACGUUUUUUUUUUUUCUUUGGGAGCUGGGAUUAUCUCUGUCAUCGUCAUGAGUUUGAAGAGGCGGAAGGCUGGCUUGGGGUUCACCUCCUGGCAGAGGUCGUUCUCCAUCCUGGCCCCGUGGAGGAAAGGUAAAGGGGACAUGGUACUGGACAGCGAGGUAGUCCUCACCAAAAUGAAGGUCUUCCAGAACUUCAGCGAGAAGAUUCUUGUUUCGGAAGAUUCCUUCUCCAACUCCUCCUGCUCUGUGUCCGUCUGCGAGCAAGAGGCCUCGGAGCCGAACAGAACCACAGAGGAGAACUCUCGCGCCAACGAAGGCCCUGGAUCACGUUCGGAGGAGACCGCUCCCAACUACCUGUGCGCCAUAUUCUCAGACUCCCAGCUGCCCCGGCUGUACAAGUUUGAGUCGGAGGACUCGGGAGUGGAGCUCCCCAGCGGCGCCAACUCCCCAUCCACGCCGACGGGCUCGGAGCAGAGCUUCGUGGUGCACAGCCGAGAGACUUCCUGCGACUCCUGCCACCUUAAAGCUUCAGCCCCAGUUUCCGAUGAGCGGGUAUCGUCGAGCACAACGGCUGAGUCAGAGGAGAAACAAACCAAGGACGCUGAUGGAAAGGACGUUUGCGAGGAUGUUGGUGACACCGUUGGUGACGACGUUGUUGACGACAUUGUUGACGACGUUGUCGACGACGUUGUUGACGACGUUGUCGACGACGUUAGCAGCAAUGUUGGCGAUGACGUUGUUGACAAUGUUGGCAGCAACGAUGGCGACGGCAUUGAGGACAAUGGCCAUGACGUUGAGGACAUUGGCGGUGUCCUUGAGGACACCCUCCUCCAAUCAACAAUGACGGAGGAGGGAGUUAGUUUUUCCAUGGAGCUGACGGACAUGACUGUAAUGGAGGACCCGUUGGAGGCCUGUUAUGUAGAUGUUCUUGAAAGAUCUCCAGAUUCCGUGGCUCAGGUUGUGACUUCUGAACCUCAAGUGGCGGUUGAGGAGGAGGAGGAGGAGGAGGAGGAGGGGCCAAGGGAACAGCCCAAUACGGAGAUCCAAGAAGGCAAGGAGGAGGAAGAUGUGUUCCUUCCGUCGACAUCAGCCCUGAGGAAGAGCAGUACGAGUGACAGCCUUGAGGACUACAUGGAUGAGUGCUGCCGACUCAGCGAGGUCCAGCAGGCUGGCUCUAACACCCCUCUAGGCUCGGGCCUGGGCUACCUGGAGCACAUCUGCCGGCUGAUCGAGAAGAUCGGUCAUCUCCAGGAGACCAACCUCCGGCUGCAGAAGCAGAUCUGUGGAGUUCAGAAGACCAGCCGGGCUGCCAAGACCAGAGAGGAGUUCUUCCAGCACCACUGUACUUGUGGAGCUGCCGGGCUGGCCCAUCAGGAACCACCUAAAAGACUCCAGAGGAACGACUUCCUGUCACUGAGCGGAACCUUGUCGGACCUGUCAACUAUCCACGAGGUCACCCGCCGGCCCCCGCUCUCGGACGGAAAUGGCAGGGCCCUUGGCCCCGUGCCCCUAUGGAGGCGGGGCCAAAACCGCAGGAGCUACACCGAGGGAGAGACCCGCUUCCUCUGUGACCCAGGGGCAGAGGGAGGACCCCCUGUCCCCCAGAGACGGCUGAGUGAGAACUACACAUGGGGACGAGUCAAAGACCUUGUGAGGAGAGCCAAGCUCAGGAACUCCAGCAGCAGCCGACUGGGACUGUCACCGACGUCACUGAAGAUGUCCUGCCCCCAGCUGUACAGGCCUGAUCUGGGGCCGGUGGACCUUCCCAGGAGCAGGAACCGGAACUCCAUGAUCACCCUGGGUCACCAGGACCAACUGGACCUUAGCUGGCUUCAGUAGGGAUGACAGAGAUAUGAUCCAGAUGGCCGCUCGUGGGAAGAGUCUGCCCCGAUGACAAUGAUGAAGAGGAGGAUGAGGAGGGACAUGGAGACGUUGAACACAAGAGAGAUUUCAAGAAAUGAAGAAAUGAAAAUGAAGAGGUGGAACUGAACAUUUCAGGAAUGAAAAAAAAAAAGAAUUACUUAAAUAAAAGGCAGCACUCAUAAAACAUUGAAUCGGGGUAAUCUUGCACGCAAAAAUGGGGGUGAUUUCUAGAUUUAUCCAAAUAUAUUCAGGCUACGAUGGGACAAGGAAAAUAAUUUGCUUUGAUUUGGAACUUUCAGUAUACUUCUGUAUAAUCCUCCUAUUCGAUCUCUGUUGAACUGAAGUAACAGAGGUGCAAGUUUAUGUCAAAAAAACAACAACGCUUCAAUACAAUGUUCAUCUGCAUGGCGGCCAUUUAGGCUUACAAGCUGAUCAUAAGAGAGGAAAGAGAAACUCCACUGUUAAAAUGAAAUCUGAAUUCUCAGCAGUGUGCAAAAUCUAACAGUCUAUACAGAUUAUCCAUCCAAUGUGAAACAUACAAAGCCUUUUACUAGCUGCUUUUCAUCUGUUUUCAUCCUGUUAAUGUGUACAUAAUGGCUGUACAGUGUAUGUGUGUGCGUUUGUGUGCACACGGGAGAGUGUAAGUGGAGCGUCUGCGUGCAGUUUAAAAUAAUAAGGGCUGGUGAAUUCUGCUGUCAGUAUAAUAAUGAUAUUAUUAUUUAGCUUGUUAUUAGCUUCAUAUAUAUAUAUAUAUAUAUAUAUAUAUACAUAUAUAUUGUAUAUAUAGAUACAAGACCGGUGAGAUAAGCACCUCUCCUUCUCCCUAUUCUCCAAGGUCAUGUGAUCUUUCACUGUGUGAUGUCACUGACAAUCUCGGGCAUCCAAUGAGGAGCAAUGGCCAUGUUAUAAUUAGAGUUACUCAACCAAUAAAAUGCCACUCUUGUUUUUUUUUGUUUUUUUUCAUUGUAUUCAUUUAUGUACGAAGGUAAAGUAAAUGUUUUCCUGUGUGAUACAGUGGCUGUAUUUAGCGAUCUAUUUAUUUGACAACAGUGUCUGAUAAACACACAUCUCAGUGCGUAGGGAACGACGAGAGAGAGAGCAAAUAUAACUUUGCUGGUAAUACUCAAGAAAUACUAUUGUAUUUGCAUUAUUUGAAUAAGAGCAUCGAUAAGGUGUUGUAUUUGUACUUAAAGGGAAUAAUAUUUGUAUACUUUAAGUGGUGUAUUUGGUUUUGCGUUUAAUAGUCAACUAAAAGUAGAAAGGUUACGUGUGGAUAUUUUUAACUAUUUGUGAGAUACAGUGAUGUGGGGGAGUAAAUGUUUGACACAAGAUACUGGGCCUAUAUGUCUAUGUAUUGUAUAUAUUGGUUGGUUUCUUUGAAUCAUUUAUCAAAUUAUUUUUCAAAAUAAAGUUCAAGU
Molecule: messenger RNA, 3736 nt
Organism: Gadus chalcogrammus (walleye pollock)
Lineage: Eukaryota; Metazoa; Chordata; Actinopteri; Gadiformes; Gadidae
Exons: 8
Coding region: 504-2294 (596 amino acids)
Source: RefSeq, a predicted model, not a curated record